GUGGGUUACAAACAAGUUCAAACAUGAGUUACUGGUUUAAUGACUGGUCUCAUCAAACACCAACUCCUAUUAUAGUGUCACUUGAUUUGAUCCAAUAGUGUAGUGAUUCUUAGCUAUCAGCAGAUGGCAAUAGGAGCCAACUGAGGGGGUCGGGCUAUAAUUCAUCCCCAGGGGAGGGGAGUUAAUUUUCAAGAGAAAUUGCUUUGUCGUCUAAUAGACUUCCCACAGUAUGUAGGCUACUUUAAUUUUCCUCCCGAUCUCUCUAGCGGUCACUGCUCUGUUUGUAUUCUCAGAAGGCAGUGAGUUUAUUGGACUAUCAAUGUAAUCCAGGAUAGCCUGCAAGAGGCAUGCGGUGGUUUAACUAAAAUCUUACAGACCUUCUGGGUACUUGGAAGUAACUUGUAAGACAAUUGUAUUUUGUUUAGGGUAUCCUCCACAAUUACGUUCUGAGUAUAGUACGGCUACAUCUUACCAAGAACUAAAUAUGACGCUCGACACCUUUUCUCUACUCUUCCCUCAUCGUGCAGGAAAGCUAUUGACUGAAGGGGAAGUAGGUAAAACACUAAUAUGCCAGAAGAAAUGCUGUUCUUACCUUUAGCUCGUGUGGGCCAUUAGGAACUGGGCAUAAAUGGAAAACUGACUCAGGCCUUAAAUAACCCAUGAUUACAUAUUUGGGGAUAAUUUCUACCAGUUCUAACCCGAGCUGUUUCGCAAACGAUCCGAUUUCAGCGCGCCACGACCCAAUGCCCAGUGGUUGAACUGCGGAGAGAACUUGAACACAAACUGGAUUUAUAACUCAACCAAAGAGUUUGACUAUGCAGUCACAUAGCAGAUCACUCAUCACUUGACGGCAAUUUUCAAUCACAUCUGAAUGACAGUCCAUUGCACGGGCGAACGAGGCUGCAUUAAAAAGGGCAUCUCUCUGGAGAAGCGCUUCUCCGGGGCUGUGGAAACAAAUAAUGGCCUCAAUCGUCUUUUGUGCAACAGGCUUGUUACCAAUGCGGACGAAGACCAUUUCAACGCAGAGGGCCAUGAGAAGGCCUCGCUGUGGAGUCCCAGACAAAUCUGUUGAGCAGGCUGAGAAUGGUUUGAGGUGGAAACGCUACGCUCUCACUGGCCAGAAGUGGGACAAGAACCUUCUGACUUACAGCAUUAUGAACAUCACCCCAAAGGUUGGUGAGGUUCGGACACUGGAGGCCAUCCGCAGAGCUUUCGAGGUGUGGGAGCGCGUGACUCCACUGAGCUUUGAAGAUGUCGCUUUCCAAGACAUCACUAACAGCAGCCAGGACAUGCUAGAUAUCAUGCUGUUGUUUGCAUCUGGUUUCCAUGGAGACAUGUCUCUGUUUGAGGGCGAGGGGGGGUCUCUGGCUCAUGCCUACUACCCAUGGUCCGGGAUGGGCGGAGACACGCACUUUGACGCUGAUGAACCCUGGACCCUUGACAACCACGAUCCAUCAGUCAAGGGAAAACAGAUUUAGCCCUGAGUGUUGAAAGACUGAGACCUCAAGAAAAGGGAGUUUCUUGUGAGAGUCAUUAGUCCUUUGUACCACACGGUUUCAUGAUCGUUUCGCACCGGUGACAGCGACUACCCGAAACCUGUCUCCAGGUGGGGCAAGGUCCCAUCCUCUCCUAAAGGAGCCUUCCUCAGCGAUGAUGGCGGUGAGUGAGUUGUUAUAGGGGAUAAUGGCUGUAAAAAAUGGAGGGAGGCUAUAGAUACUGAGCUGAGAGGGGAAAGAGUUUGGACACAUGGAAUGCCUGGCAAAGGUUAUCUCACGCAGGUAUCUCAUAAUUCCUCCUCUCCCACCAAAGUCCCACCCCAGCUAAUGCUUUUCAAAGCUGUUUCCUAUAGUGAAUAAACAACUAUGAUGGUCAAAUGUCUUCCAGAUAAGUAGUUUUUUAUUUUUCCAUUUUCAUCAAAAGGGAUAGGUACUUGUGAAGGAGAAUUAAAAAUAGUCUCUAGUCCAAGUGAAGGCUUCUCCUUCACAGUACUGUAACUAUUACUAAUGGUGAACAGGACUAGCACAGGUCUGCAAUGACAGUAUCCUGUGAAGUGUGAUGAACUUGUCAAGAGUUGGAGCAGAAGAUGCAUACCCAAAGAAGGUUAACAAACGAAUGACUCAAACUUGAAAAAAUGAACAAAUAGCAUUUCCACAGUAAAUUCCCUCGGUGCUUUUCAACAUUUGCCUCAACAAUAUUUGUCUUCCCUACCCAGCUUACACAUACUUCUACAAGGGCUCCAGGUACUGGAGGUUUGAUAACCAGAAGAUGAAGGAUGACCCAGACUACCCCAUAUCCCCAGUGUGGACCCAGAUACAGAUGACACAGUUACAGGCCGCAAGUGGCCAACAGUGGACCAGCCAAAACCACAACCACCAGUUGGCUCAGUCCCGGAUGAGGUGGACAGAGAGACCAAUAAGGAUUACACCAACGAUGUGGAUUAUGAACCUGAUGCGAAGGACAAAGGGGUGGAUGUGGUGAGGAUGGCUGAGAACGAGGCCAAGGUUAUAACCCUGAUCAUAGUGACCGUGCCCCUAGUCCUGGUGCUGUUCAUCCUACUAUUGAUUUAUGCUAUUAUCAACACCCUUCAGAAGAAAGAGGUCGCCCAGACUUUUGGUCCACUGCAAACGAUCCCUGCAGGAGUGGGUUUGAUCUGCUCCAGAAAUGGAUUCACACACACGCAAACACAUACACACACCAUACAUAGGCACAUUCCAUUUGAACACAUAUAUACACACAAGCAUUACAUAAAAAUACAAGCACACAGUUUCCCUAUCUUUCCUUCAUGGUGCUUUACCCGAUCUUGAUUUAAGCCUGUUUAUAACAGAUAUUAUGCACUUUUAACGUCCCGUGUUUAGAUUUUUGUUAGUUGCGGUUGUAGUUUUAAGCGUGUUUAGCUACAGAUUUCCGUGAAUGUCCUUAUAAAACAGAGUGGUGGUGCGUGAAUGUCUAACAGUUGUGUGUGCUGUUAACACAAGACCACCGCCUCCCACUGUGUCUUUCCUCUAGGGGGGGUAGUACCCUAGCAGAGCUAUAGCCUAUGCAGACUAGUAGGCCUAGGCCAUCUCCAUUGGAAGGAGAUGAGGAGGGGGGAAGGAGGUGGGAGGGAGGUGGCACGAAGGGAAGGGUCGGAGCUCCAUUGGCAUUGUGCUUCAUGAACUUGAUUAACGAGUCACUCUCCUAUUUUUUUCAUACUUUUUUCCAAAGCGGUUUGGCUGGAGAUAUCUUCCUGUGGGACUCCCCUCUCCCAUGCUGUCAUGUUUCACUGUAGACAUACUCCAUCUGCAGUCUCUCUUUAUCUGGGAGUCUGCUCUCCACUGUCUGCCUAGGAGAGGCUUUAAUGCUCAUCUGUGAUGAUAUGUCACAUGGGUUUGUGAUGAGAACAGUUUGUAUUCAUUUUGAACUUAACCAUAAGUGACGUCCUAUAAAUCUUCUUGUCAUUUAAAGAAAUGGAAAUGCCCCUCUUUGCACCCUCGCCCUUUGUUACCAACUCUUUGUGUGCCAACUUCUCUCAUUCAGAGGCCAAAUACUUUUUAUACAACACCCAGAGUGCAAUUGUUGUAUUGUGCAAUUGACAGAUGAAGACCAAUAGUUAAAGGUUUUUCCUCAGCAAAGACACUAUCACAUGUAAAAAACAAUGGUCGUAUAUACUUCAGGUUUGUGGUCAAUUUUGUAUCAACAGUGUUCUGUCAUUUAUUGUUUGUGUUUUGUAUUGGUUGGCUGUUGGAGAGGAAGGAAUACUUAAAAUUGUAGUUGUACAAAAAUGUUUUUAUUCCAGUUUUUUAAAUUUGUACAUUUGUAAUGUGUUCUCUGUCUGUUAGCAGAGUUAAAUGAUGCAUGCAGGACAUGCUCUGUAAAGCUUUUACACAAAUAUAUAAAGAUUUUGCAAUAAAACAUGAAUUAAGGCAAA
Messenger RNA from Oncorhynchus tshawytscha (Chinook salmon), 3907 nucleotides. Its product is annotated as matrix metalloproteinase-16-like. Gene Ontology annotation, biological process: collagen catabolic process; extracellular matrix organization; proteolysis. The record is from RefSeq and is a predicted model, not a curated record. Gene Ontology annotation, cellular component: extracellular matrix. NCBI's taxonomy places the organism in Eukaryota, Metazoa, Chordata, Actinopteri, Salmoniformes, Salmonidae. Gene Ontology annotation, molecular function: zinc ion binding; metalloendopeptidase activity. The transcript has 4 exons. Bases 960 to 1478 code for a protein of 172 amino acids.